UGAUGUAUCUCUUUUUGAUAUCAGAAUACAAUAAUGAAAACCUAAUUCUUAGGUUAUUUCUUUCAAGUUGGUAUCAGAGCCUACAAAAAAAAAAAGGCUUUGAAACACUUAAAACAACAUGAGUGGUAGAGAUGGUGAACCAUCUGGAUCGAAACCUAUUAUCAUUCAAUCUGAAGGAGCAUUCAAUGCAGGAAUUACGCUUACAGAAUCAAAUUAUGAUGUAUGGUCUCAACUAAUGGAAAUGCAUAUUGCUGAAAGAGAAAAGCUUUCCUAUAUUCGGGGAAAAACAAAACCACCUGCUGAAUCAGAGGAUGGGUAUGAAAAGUGGUAUGCUGAAAACCAAAAGGUGAAAAGAUGGCUGCUAAUGUCUAUGAGUCCAGAGAUUAUGAAGCGAUAUUUACGCUUAUCCACUGCCCAUGAAAUCUGGACUGCUUUAUCAAAAGCUUUCUAUGAUGGCAGUGAUGAGUUGCAGCUCUUCGCCUUAAACCAGAAAGCAUUUGCAGCCAAACAGAAUAAAAGAUCUCUCUCUGAAUAUUAUGGAGAACUAACUGCAAUUUUUCAGGAAUUGGAUCACAGAGACAAAGUGGUAAUGAAGGAUCCUGAUGAUGUGGUUGCGUACAAAAAAUCUAUUGAACGACUACGGGUGCAUAUAUUUUUAGCUGGACUGGAUGAUCACUUUGAGCAGGUUUGCGGAGAAAUCCUACGUCAGGAGUCUACUUCAGGCCUAGAAGAAAGCUAUGCCCUGAUUCGAUGA
This is a messenger RNA of Ricinus communis (castor bean), 754 nucleotides long. RefSeq lists its product as uncharacterized. The record is from RefSeq and is a predicted model, not a curated record. Lineage: Eukaryota; Viridiplantae; Streptophyta; Magnoliopsida; Malpighiales; Euphorbiaceae. Bases 119 to 754 code for a protein of 211 amino acids. The transcript has a single exon.